UUUUUAUUCUAUUUAAGAGUUAAUAUUUCCAAAUUCAUCAGUUUUACAACAAAAAAUAUACAAAAAAAAUGAUAAUUAUGACUGAAAAUUUAAUUGAACCGCCUUUCCCAAUUGAAUAUUGAACAAGGUUAAAAUGGUAUACAUGAACAAUGAAAUGUGUAUGAAUCACGUGAUAGAGAAGAAUCGUUUGUAGUCUUCUGUCAAAUACGUCGAAAAAUGACAGAGAACAUAAAUUCCGUAAAUGAAUACAAUGAUGGCAUAAACGACCAAGACUCCACAUACUCAUCAGAAGUUAAUACACAUUCAUUGAAACAAACCGCCGAAGAUGACCUUGAAAAUACUUUACCGCGUAAUUCAAACAAUUCAAACUAUUCCGAUCAAUGUAGUCAUCAUCACUUAUCAUUUUUACAAAAUCAACUACAAAAUAUUUUCAAGUCUACUUAUAAUUCAAAGAAAAUUCCAAUUACUAUUGAUUUAUUAAGAGGAUGUAAAAGAUUGAUAAAAAUUUUAACAAUGGCGGAAAAUUCUUUGAAUCGAUUACUUUCAAAUGUAUGCGAAGAUGAUCAACGCUUAGUGUAUAAAAUUAUUUUAUACCGAUAUGAAAUACUAUGGUUACCAUUGGCUGGACGUUAUAAAUUAUAUACUGGUGCUCCAAUCGAUGUCUACUUGAUGUGGUUCGCGCAUAUGUUGAAUACUACAGUGUAUCGUCAAGAAUGUCAAAGUAUUUGUGGCGAACAAAUUGAACAUUUUCUUGUCUGUCAAAAUACCUUAAAGAAUUUAACUAACAAGGCUAGUGAACUAUGGAAAUCACGUUAUCCGGCGGAACCAUUCAAUCUAGAUGUCAAUCAUUUAGACAAGUAUAAAUCUCAAAUAAUCGAUUGGUAUUCAAAAUUAUCCAUCAAUCCUAUCCAGUUGAUUGAAUAUAACAGUAAUUUUUAUUAUCAAAUUCUAAUGCCACAUUAUCUCAACAAAAGUUUUCUUGAAGACGCUUGUGAACGCUAUCGAAAGUAUUUAUACAUCAGAAAACUUUACUGUCAGAUAAAUCAACAACACUAUUCCACAAGUACGAUUUCAGAGACUCCAUCUUCAACUUCUUCAUCAACCUCAUCUGGCAUAACUACUACUGAAAACAGUCAUUGUAACAGAAAUAUUAUUAAUAAUUCCUUUUUACUACUAACAAGUAGUCAAAAGAGUAUCCAUAAAAAUUGUGAUGAAAACUACCUCAGUUGUAGUAAUCAAAUACACAUAAAUUAUCUUCCCUAUGAUAUUGAAUUAUGCUGGCGAGUACAUUUAUUUCAUCCACGUAUUUAUGUUUAUGAUACAAGUCGUUUAUUUGGUAGAACACUGGAAUAUUUCAGUAAUCAAAGCAAUAAAACUAAUAAUAUACAUUGGACAUUGAAUAAACAAAAUGGAUUUGAUGAAAAAUCGCUUUUUGUUGUUAACUCACUGAAAUUUCAAUCUUCAAAGUUCAGUUUACAAAUAAUGCCUAGAAUUUAUGAGCUGUGGAGAUUACAAUUUCCUGAUUGUGAAUUUAUCAAAUAUGGUUGUUAUAAUCGUGGUAUCUCGACAAGAAAUCGAUUGGAUAUACUUAACACUGAAGAGAUUUAUAGAAUGUCGACAAAAUGUACUAAAGUCUCCAUCCAACAAAUAACAAUCACACCGAUCCCAGAAUUAGAAAAAUUCACACUACGCAUUAAUACUACUUCAAGUCAACCGGAAGAAAUCAAUCCUGCCUAUUCAACAUCUCAUAGAAUGUGUACACUGAAGUUGAAUUCAUCAGUAAAUGAUUCAAAUAAAUCAAUAACUAAAUUCACUAUGACAACGGGUGUAUGCGAUGAAUUAUUGAUUAGUCUGGUGGAUAAACGCCUAUGGUCUUGCUUAAAUAAUAAACAGUUUGGUCAAGCUAAAUUUAAAUUAACCGAUGCAAUAGAAAAUUUCCACGGUGUCGAACAAACUCAAUUCAAGUUUUCUAAAGAAUUAUGUCAGGAUAACUCUGAGGACCAAUACAUCGAAGCAAAUAUCAAUACGAUAAAAUCAAAUAAUUUCCCGAAGGACGCUAUUCCAAGUAAACACUCUUCAAGCGUAUACGUUACACUCGCAUUACUUAUCAAUCCGCCUAUCAGACAUUCAAUACGAUUGAAAGUUCAACUUGGUCCUCAAUUAGUAUGUCAGUUGCCAUUGCCUGAUGAAAAUCAAUUAAGUAUUGGUUAUAAAAUAUGGGGUCCUGUAUCAAUUUGUCCCAGUUUACAUAUUCAUAAUCUCUUAAAACAACAUUAUCGAUCGUGUAUAAAACAAGGUGAAAUAUUAUUGGAAACUUUUCAGCCAAUGAAUUAUGAACAGCGUUCUUUAGUACUUGUACAUAAAUUAUUCAAUCAUCUAAAUGAACAUGUUCUCACUGUUCGUGUACAACACAACAUCCUACUUGGAUUGUCUGCAGUUUAUGUCUAUUCUGGUAAUCGUUUAUUAUGCUUAGGUCAAACAAUUGGUCAAGAACACCUGCCAGCAAUUCAGUCCAAGAAAUCCAGUUGUAAUUCUAAUAGCCCACAUAGCAAAAAGCAUUUUAAAUCAUCUAAUCAUUUACUUUCAAUGCGAUUCAAUGUUCAACAUUCAAAUAGGAAUUUUCUGCGUAAUUUAAAUCACUUGACUACACAGUUUAAACAAACACUUAAAGAUCUUUCACAACAAGAAGAUAAUCAUAAUACUUCUUCAAAAAAUAAUAGUAACAAUACUACUAGUAACGAUAGUAAUAAUAAUAAUAGUAAUAUUUGGGGUUUAUCACAAUCAGCUAAUGAUCGUGGUAUUUUAAUAAAAGACUCCAAUGGAGAUUGGUGUAUUGUUAUCGGCAAAUGGUCAGAAUUUAAACGUCUUCCCGCGCCAAUCUAUGCAGUGAAUUCAAACAACAAUAAUUUAACAAAUGAACAUUCUAUAGAUAAUUCUAAUGAAAUACAUGGAAAUGGUGGACAUUUAUCUUUAAAAUUUAAAUGGUUUGCAUCAGCAUCAACACCAGCAAGAAUAUCUUAUGCUCAGAUACCGGACAAUACAAACAGUUUUACUGUGAUUCUACACGAUGCUUCAGUUAACAUGCAAACUGGGGAAUUGUUUAUUAGUAAAAGCUGUAAUGAAAUUGCACAGAAUGUUUGUUUAGCCUUUUGUUGUGGAAUUUUACAUGUAUUAUGCCAACCACGUAUCUUAACGCAUGAAUCAAAAGUGAACUCCUAUCAAAAUUACAGUGAGUGUGAUCAGAGUUCAUUUCCUGUAAGAGAUAAAAAAAUUAACACUCAUGAAGAUGUACUACUGACUAACUUUCAAGCAUCAACUAAACAAUCUACUAAAGACACCAAUUUAUCAACAUCAUUAUUAUCAACUAAUUCUAUGACCAAUGAAACAUCAAACACCUGCAUGAACGGUAUUCAAAUGAAGCAUUCUCAAUCUGUUGUAGUAAUAAAGAAGACUAUAAAAAAAUUAGUUUGGAAUCUACGUGAUUAUGAUUUGAGAAAAACAUUUAAAAAACCUAAAGAAGUAAAUAAUGAAUGGAAGAGACAAAUGGAAGAGUUGUUCUUCACUGGUGUCGAUGUUAGUGACACUUCCGAUGGAGGUGUUAACGACAACAGUAGCUAUAGUCGUCGUAGUAGGAGUAGACAGGGUGGCGGUGAUGGUGAAGGCAGUAAUAGGAGCGUUGGAAAUCGAGGUAGUAGCGGCUGUGCGAGUGUCAGUGACGUCAAUAGUGAUGAUAGGCAUAGUAAGGGUAAUAGCAGUAAAAAAGGGAGUGGCGGCAAUAAUCUCAGGGAUGGCAGUGGUAUGGGUUUUAGGAGUGACAGCGGCACUGGUGAAACUCAAGAUGAGCAUUUCAAUAAGAAUGAUGAUCGGAGUGAAUUGAUGAAUGAAGUAAAAGUCUACGGUUAUGCUGUCUGUCAAUUUCAAAGUCAACAGUAUGAAGUUUAUAGUGAGCCAAUGAAAUCUGAACAAAAAUUGUAUGACAAAUAUGAUAAUCAAAACAAUGGAUAUUCAUUUCAAAAUUCAACAUUUUCAACAAUCAAUGAAAAAGAAACCAGAAAUCAUUUAAACAUGGCACUGACAUUUACAAUGUGUAGAGCUUGUGGACUACCAAUUGACAGUUUAAUACCAAGUGUACAAUAUAUUAGAUAUUUAAUACGUAAUUCUAUUCAAUUUAAAUAUGUACAUAAAUCGCCAGUUGAUUUAAACAAUUCAAACAAUGUUCAAUCAUUCAAUGAUCAAUGUAUGUAUAAUGAUGAGGCAGAUGCGUCAAAUUUAAAAAUUUUUAAUCCGGAUAUAAUCAAUGUAUAUCGAUGUAAAAGUGAGAAACAACAGUCAGUGAAUAAUUCAAACAGUUUAAAAUUAUCAGAUGAUGAAAUUACUUCGUUUAAAAGGAUAAAUAAACAGCUUAAUGGACAGCAUGGUAGUGUUGAGAGGGAAGAAACCAGUGAAGGAAAUAAUGGCGGAAUAAACUACAGGGAAUUGUUAAAUUCAAACAAUUGUACAAAGUCCAAUGACAUUGUGAAUAAAUCAAACAAGAAUGAUAAUAACAGUAAUAAUUCACAAACAUGUAAAGAAUAUAAAUGGCGAUUAAGUGAUUUUUAUGAUUAUUUCAUAUUGGAGCUACCAGAUAUCUGUUCUGGUUGUAUUCCUGGCUGUAGAUAUUGUAAUGGUCUAGAUAUAUUCUAG
Messenger RNA from Trichobilharzia szidati, 4683 nucleotides. Lineage: Eukaryota; Metazoa; Platyhelminthes; Trematoda; Strigeidida; Schistosomatidae. The record is from the annotation of a GenBank genome assembly.